UAAAAACCGCAGAUGUCAUGUAUAUAAAACGUGUUCAAGAUAACUCAGAUUCAGAUAAGAAUCACUCAAAAUGACACCAGGACUUAGGGCAUGUAUUUUUUUCCUUCAUGCAUUAGUCUAUGCCAAUGCAAAUGUAUGCCACGACUCUUUGAGAAAUGUCCCUUUUUCACAGUCAGCUUCAUCAGAUGGUCGUGUACAAACUUUUAACCUUCCACAUCGCAACAUUGUUGAGAAGAUAACGAUUCAUGCAUGUGAUUAUGAUAGAGCACUGGCCGAUGGUCAUUUCAAUGUUACAUAUAUAGAAGCUUCGGACUUCACAAAACAAGAACGAAUUUACUCGGAGGAUAUUGCAGGAGAGUGGUCACAUUCUGGGAAAGAUGCAUGGAUGAUAUUUAACCCUGUUCUCUAUACUAAAAGUCUUACCUUCAGCCACUGGCAUGCCAUCAACUGUUCAAAGAUACACGUCCUUGGCUGCCGUCCUCAUAGUAUAUGUGACCCAUCCUUUUGCAAAAAUGGAGGAACGUGUGUCGGAAAUGAUCACUGCGCAUGUGCGGUAGGAUUUAUGGGACCGAGAUGUGAACAACCGAUACAAAACAUGACUUUUGACGACUUUGGAUUUGUUGCAAAUGUAUCAAACGUCCUUUAUACUAAGGUAGCGGCAUUCAAUGUCAGUGGAAACAUCUCUUUUUCAUUUGAUGACGAAAGUAAGCAAACAAGUGUUCGUCGAAAUACACGCACUCUUGGCUUGAUAAAUGGUUUGGCGCAUAUAUUUGGACAUGGCGGAAGUUUUCACUAUUUGCCGUCACAUAUGUCUGGUUUCCAGCACAGUCAUCAUCAUACAUUUGGACAUUUACCUUCGCAUAGCAUAUAUUCCGCUAUAAACAAUUUCGCAACAGGAUUUACGCAUACCGUCCUGGCAAAGUUCGGACAUCACCAUCACCAUAGCAACACGCAUUACUUCUUUACAACGCACGGAACAGCACAUCAUUCUCAUGGUGCGUCAUUACAUAUCAGCAACCAACAUCUGCAUCUACAUGUGCAUUAUGCUCACAGUAAUGGGCACCAUCACCAUUUUCACGUGUCGGCAGUAUUUAAACCAUUGCCAAAUGUCAAGUAUACAAUAGCUAGUUCAUUCAGUCCUCACUAUGGUGCAAGCUUAUAUAUAAAUGGACAUAACAUAGCUUCACUUACCAAGCCUAACAUUACCCCACCAGUUAGUAACUUCCCAGGGAUACCAAAACCGCUAUGCCUCGGCCUGUGCGGAGCACAUCCAGGGACUGGGCCAAACAACCUUACCAUUGGUAAUAUUGCUGUUGCCGGUGCUAAUGCGGCUGUAAUGGCGAAGAACUACAUUCUUGGACUAUUAGGUUUGCCAAUGCUCAAUCUUUUAACACCGCCUAAUCAUAGUACAGUUGCACCACAAGGAACUAUUCACACUACCACAGCUGCACCGCGACAAACAGCAACUGUUGCCCACGGUGGAUUUACUCUUGCUCCGACAUCAACAUUACCACCAGCGACAGCUUCAACAGUACAUACGAAUGCUGCAACAACAACUCCAAAACCCCCUGUAUGUUACGCAUGCGCAAACACGAUCUUAAACGGACGCUGUAGGACAACUUCCCAGUGUUAUACUGGUGAGGUCUGUGCAGUUUUUCAAGGAAGCCAAGGGUACACUCACAGGUGCAUGAGUCAGUCGCUAUGCAACUCUAAUAUGAAGAAGGCUACUACUUGCUGGAACUGCUGCACAGGCAGUCUAUGUAACGAUAAAUGCGGUGGAACGUGUAACGAUACUCCACAAUGUUCUCGUCUCCUAUCUAUUGGGUACAAUGUCUGCAAUGAUCCUGUGGCGUCGGUAUCUUCUUGUCCGAAGACGUGUAACAAAUGCCCAUCUAGCGGGUAGCCGUGAACUGUUCAUUAAUUGUAAAUUGUGAAACUGACAUGUAAUUAAAAUGACCAUUGUUGUUUUAUUGAAAUGAAAUUUUACUCCAGAAUAAUACAUUCAGUUGCAUACCAGAUGUUCUCAGAAACCAUUAUUUCAAAUAUGUUUAUGUUAAUAUAUACUUCAAUCUAAAAGGAAUAAUUAAAACCAAUUUAAAUAUACCUGCUACUUAUAAGACCAGAGUAUUUCAACAUCACGCUGUAUAUCUGAAAGUCUGAACAUCGCCGUUAUUUAUUUUAAUGCUAGUAAUCAGAAUGAUUAUGUAUCAGACAAUAAAUUCACACUUUUAACUCUAGAACUUUAAAUUUAUUAAAUUUGCUCUAGUAUCGCAUUUAUUUAAUAAACUCAAUAUAGCAACUGUAAUUCUGGAAGCGUUAGCUCUUAACAUUGCUAAUGAAAAUAUAAAUAAAUCAGCCCACUGCCUAGACCUAGACAUUUUAAGG
This is a messenger RNA of Mercenaria mercenaria, 2385 nucleotides long. RefSeq lists its product as uncharacterized. Bases 71 to 1903 code for a protein of 610 amino acids. Lineage: Eukaryota; Metazoa; Mollusca; Bivalvia; Venerida; Veneridae. The record is from RefSeq and is a predicted model, not a curated record. The transcript is spliced from 11 exons.